Messenger RNA from Rotaria sp. Silwood1, 483 nucleotides. Lineage: Eukaryota; Metazoa; Rotifera; Eurotatoria; Philodinida; Philodinidae. The record is from the annotation of a GenBank genome assembly.
AUGAAUAGGUCAUCAAGCAAUAUUAGUCAUGCUCUUUUAGCUGCACCAUAUCAAUUGAACAUAUGGUUUGAUUCAUUUCUUUGGAUGAUUGGUAAUCUUGGUUGGUUUGGAAAUAUGAUUGUAUUUAGUUCUCUAGUACUUCACAAGCGAGCUUAUGCAGUUUAUUUAUCAUCGGAAGCAGCAUCUAAUAUUAUUUACUUUGAUUUUCUAUUAAUUACACGAGUGCUUCAAAAAGGAUUUCAAAUUUCAAUAACUAUACGUUAUGAUAUUCUAUAAUAUCGUCGUAUUACAAAUGGACAAUGUAUUCCUCUACCCGGUUUUUAUGCAUAUAUUGCUAGUUAUAUUGAAACAAUUUUUACAGCCAUGGGACCACCAUUAGUAAUGAUUGGACUUGCUGUUUUAUUAUUACGAAGUGUUCGAAAUAUUACUCAACGGCGAGUCGUUCCUAAAGAUGAUGCACCACCAAUAGCAAUUGUAAAAUGA